AUGGUUGUGGUGAUGUUGGUUUUCAUGGAGGUAACAGUUGGUGGUGAUGGCGAUCGACCUUUGGGCAACGGUGACCAUAGUGUGUUGGGAGUGGGGAAAAUCGACCUUUCUAUUUUUCAUGAGAGUGGUGGAUGGGGAUACUACUUAUACUUCGUACAAUAUAAUUCUUUCAUGGCGGACAAAUCAGAGUUUGAUCCUCAGCUUAUAAUUUCUCACAAAUUUCCUGAGUUGGCAUACUCUUAUACGGAAAGAGAUGCAGCACUCUAUGCUCUUGGUGUUGGGGUUUGCGGAAACGAUGCAUUGGAUGAUAAGGAGCUCAAAUAUGUUUAUCAUCCUGAUGGCCAGCAAUCCAUACAGGUCUUGCCAACUUUUGCUGCUUUAUUUUCUCUUGGAUUUACUUCACACGUUGGGCAACUACCAGGCUUGCAAUAUGAUCCACGCCUUCUAUUACAUGGACAACAAUACAUUGAAAUCUACAACUCACUACCUUCUAAUGGUUGCAUACUGAAUAAAGCAAGUGUUGCUGGGUUGCACGAUAAAGGUAAGGCAGCUGUUCUUGAAAUUGAAAUUGAAAGUUAUGAGAAAGAGUCUGGUGAGGUGCUAUGCAUGAAUCGGGUUAGCCUUUAUUUGAGGGGUGCCGGUGGCUUCUCAGGAUCGUCCAAACCUUUUUCCUAUGCCAAGUAUCCUGCCAAUGAAAUACCAGUGUAUAAAAUCCCUGAAAGUCAACCAUUUGCUGUAUUUGAAGAGUGUACACACCCAUCACAGGCAUUGCUUUACAGACUCUCUGGUGAUUACAACCCUUUGCACUCGGAUCCUACGAUUGCAGAAAUUGCAGGAUUUUCUCGUCCAAUAUUGCAUGGGCUUUGCACACUCGCCAUUGCAGUCCGAGCUAUCAUUAAAUGUAUCUGCAGAGGCAAACAAAGUAUGAUCAAGAGCAUAUCUGGUAGAUUUCUGCUGCAUGUCUAUCCGGGUGAAUCCUUAAUAACAGAAAUGUGGCUCGAAGGAUUGAGUGUGUUGUAUCAGGUGAAGGUGAAAGAACGAAACCGAGCUGUGCUCUCUGGCUUCGUAAAACUUAAUUGCUUAAGUUCGUCGCUGUGA
Fraxinus pennsylvanica is the source of this 1098-nucleotide messenger RNA. NCBI's taxonomy places the organism in Eukaryota, Viridiplantae, Streptophyta, Magnoliopsida, Lamiales, Oleaceae. The record is from the annotation of a GenBank genome assembly.